UUCCCAGAUGGCAUGCCACGUUGGCAGCGUAACCUGUCUCGGUAUAAAAGGCUUCUUAUUCUUGUCCCAAAAGAACCCAAAUCUGGAAACUCAGGGAAUAAGCGAAGCAAAAGUGAGAAACUCGAAAUUUUCGGACAAAAACAAAAAUAAUUCUCAAAUUUCACUCGAAGUCGUUACCAGUCUUAUGCAGAGGCACCUGGAAACGCAGAGACUUAACCCAUCUUCGCUAUCCAUGCCGCCGCCGCCGCUAACACAGCUUAAUCGUCUUUCUCCUGAACAAGAAAGCUCCGUCAUGGUCUCCGCCCUCAGAAACGUCAUAACCGGUUCCACCCCUUCCUCUUCCAUCGACCCUGCCGUUGAUUUUCCUUUCGAUUUUGAUGUAUUCAGGCCCUCUAUUUCUACUGUUACUUCUGGGUUCAACGCUGGUGGUGCGAACGUGGUAUUUCAAGUGAGUGAACUGGUGGAUAAGUGCCACGUAUGCAAAUAUGACGGGUGUCUCGGGUGCAAUCUUUUCCUGCCAAGUCAGAAAGAAGGAAAAAAGCGCGCAACUAGUAGUAAAACUAAACGAGCAAAGAAAAACUACAGAGGAGUUAGGCAAAGGCCGUGGGGAAAAUGGGCUGCGGAGAUUCGAGAUCCAAAACGCGCCGCACGGGUCUGGCUUGGAACCUUCAACACGGCGGAGGAAGCAGCUCGGGCUUACGAUAAAGCAGCUAUCGAUUUCCGUGGACCAAGAGCCAAACUUAACUUCCCAUUUCCCGAUAGCAACAACUAUGACAAUGUAACAACACCACCAACAACAGUAUCAAUAGGAACAGCAGCAACAACAACAACAACAAUUGCUGUGGUGUCUGAUCAAGAAAAUGGUAGCUCGUUAAAUGUGCAAUCACAAGACAGUGAGAGGAAUGUGAGCAUGCAAAGGGACACGGAAAUGGGAUUCGGGACAGAGUUUUGGAAUGGAGUAGGCGAAGAUGAGAUUGAACAAUGGAUGAUGAUGAUGACAGAUUUUGAUGGGGACAAUAUUUCGUCAGAUUCUGCUACGACUACUGGGUAUGCUAAUAGUUCAUGGUCAGUUUGAUCAGGCAACAGUUAUGAAUCUGCUGUAAGCCUGCAACUUCUUUUUUUUUUUUUCUAUUUUUCCUCAUUAAUUCCAGUAAAGAACUGGAAACUAAAUCUGCUGUUGGGCAGAGGAGGUCAAUUAAAAUUACUGCAAUAGGCUCUUUCUUAUUUUAUUAGUUUCAAGAAAGAGUUCAAAGAAUUUGGAUGAUAAUUAAUUGACUGUACAAUUGUAACUUCUUGUUGAAUACUACUUCUUCUUUAGAUUAAAUUCAAUUUUCCAGAUUUGGGUCUU
Molecule: messenger RNA, 1348 nt
Organism: Durio zibethinus
Lineage: Eukaryota; Viridiplantae; Streptophyta; Magnoliopsida; Malvales; Malvaceae
Product: ethylene-responsive transcription factor ERF109-like
Biological process (GO): regulation of DNA-templated transcription; ethylene-activated signaling pathway
Molecular function (GO): DNA-binding transcription factor activity; DNA binding
Source: RefSeq, a predicted model, not a curated record